Lodderomyces theae is the source of this 1458-nucleotide messenger RNA. RefSeq names its product Gtt13p (gene GTT13). The coding region runs from base 1 to 1458 and encodes 485 amino acids. The transcript is spliced from 3 exons. NCBI's taxonomy places the organism in Eukaryota, Fungi, Ascomycota, Pichiomycetes, Serinales, Debaryomycetaceae. The record is from RefSeq and is a predicted model, not a curated record.
AUGCCUCAACAAGAUAAAAUCACUGUUCACUGGUUGAACUUCUCUCGUGCACAAAGAAUCCUUUGGUUAUUGGAUGAAUUGAACUUGGAGUACGACUUGAAGGUGUACCAAAGAAAUAAACAAUUCAGAGCUCCCAAAGAGUUGGAGAAUGUGCAUCCGUUGGGCAAGUCUCCGGUAGUUGAGAUCACCAAACCCGACGGUGAGGUGAUUGAACUUGCCGAAUCCGGAUGGAUAACCCAAUACUUGAUUGACAAUUACGAUACUGAAGGAGUACUCACGCCAGCCAAUGUGCAAGAUAGCAACAAGGUCAAUUAUUUCUUACAUUACUCAGAAGGGUCGUUCCAGCCUAUUCUAGUUGGUUUGUUAGUCAACCAGAUGGCCACCACAGUCCCACCUUUUCCAGCCAAUUGGAUUGCUGGCGCAGUUGUUAAAGGCAUCAAUGCAAAGUACUAUGGUCCUGAAUUGGAAAAGAACUUGAAGUACUUGAAUGACAUUGCGUCAGCCCAGCAUGCAAAGGGAAGCAAAUAUUUAGUGGGAAACAAGUUAUCCGGUGCUGAUAUAAUUUUGAGUUUCCCAAUCAUUUCCAUCUUUACUUCAGGUAGAGGUUUGCGUCCAACUGUAGUCGAUGAAUUCCCUGAGUUGUACAAGUAUUAUCAAAACUUAAGUCAAGAGAAGAAGUUGAAGGAUGCUAAUGAAAAGAUUGCCCAGCUUGACGAUUCUCGAGCACAUCGGAUACUCUGGUUAUUGGAGAUUCUACAACUUGACUAUGAAGUGAAAAUUUACUUGAGACAUCCAGACACAUGGCGUGGCCCGGUUCAACUAUAUGACGCUCAUCCAACAGGCAAAGCCCCAGUUUUGGAGGUUGUAUUUGCUGACGGAAGACCAAGUAUGAAACUUGCUGAAAGUGGAUUCAUAAUGCAAUACUUGUUACGAUUUUAUGACCCAAAUUACAUCUUGAACCCUACUGACCUUGGAGAACAAUUGGAGGUUGAUUACUGGCUACAUUUUAGUGAAGGAUCAUUACAACAUCUCAAUAUGACGUUAUUGAUCAACUCGGUUGCAAGGCAUGUUGCUCCGUUUGGUUUGAAAGGAGUUGCCAAGCUAGUGACAAAGGGACUAAACAACGGAUUCUACAUCCAUGAAUGGAGAUUGAACAUGCAAUACUUGGAUGACAGGUUGGCCCAAAAUGGAACUGGGUUCUUUGUGGGUAACAAGUUGACAGCAGCCGAUGUCAUGUUGAGCUUUCCUAUAUUUGAAAAUGUGUUUGAUAACUUGGAUGGAGUUAAAGAGAUAACACAUGAUAAGCGUGAUUUACGCAAAGUCUGGCCCAACUUGGCCAAGUGGAGCAGGAUGAUUAAAAACAUUCCAAGCUAUAAAAAAGUGUCGCAGUUGAUGGAUGAGGAAGUUGAGGACUUGAUUGCAUUGAAUCCCAAAUUCGACUAUGCAAAGGGUAUGUAG